Tachyglossus aculeatus (Australian echidna) is the source of this 750-nucleotide messenger RNA. RefSeq names its product cardiotrophin like cytokine factor 1 (gene CLCF1). The record is from RefSeq and is a predicted model, not a curated record. The transcript is spliced from 2 exons. Lineage: Eukaryota; Metazoa; Chordata; Mammalia; Monotremata; Tachyglossidae. Bases 1 to 750 code for a protein of 249 amino acids.
AUGAGGCCUAGCUUCCCGUCCCCGCUCCUCGCCCGUCGUGCCCUGACGCUUGGUGUCUAUCACUCGCCCGCUCGCCCACCCGCAGGGGACUCGUGGGGGUUGCUGGCCUGCCUGUGCGCUGUGCUGUGCAACCUUCCGGCCGUGCCCGCUCUGAACCGCACCGGACCCGCCGGGCCCGGCCCGUCCAUCCAGAAAACCUACGACCUCACUCGCUACCUAGAGCAUCAGCUCCGCAGCCUGGCCGGCACCUACCUGAACUACCUGGGCCCCCCGUUCAACGAGCCCGACUUCAACCCCCCGCGGCUGGGGGCGGACGCCCUGCCCAGCGCCACGGUGAACUUCGACGUGUGGCGCGGGCUGAACGACCGCCUGCGCCUGGCCCAGAACUACCAGGCCUACAGCCGGCUGCUGUGCUACGUGCGCGGGCUGGACCGCCACGCCUCCGCCGGGGCCCUCCGCCGCAGCCUGGCCCACUUCUGCACCAGCCUGCAGGGCCUGCUGGGCAGCAUCGCGGGCGUGAUGGCCGCCCUGGGCUACCCGCCGCCCCCGUCGGCCCGGCCCGGCUCCCCUCCCGACCCCGCCUGGGCCCCCGGCCCGGCCCCCAGCGACUUCCUGCGCAAGAUGGACGACUUCUGGCUCUUCAAAGAGCUGCAGACCUGGCUGUGGCGCUCGGCCAAGGACUUCAACAGGCUCAAGAAGAAGAUGCAGCCGCCGGCCGUCACCCUGCGCGUGGAGGCCCGCGGCUUCUGA